AUGAGUACCCAACCGAAUACGAAGGAGUCGAUGAAAUCCACUUGGCGUCGAUGGGAUCGAAGCCAGUGGAAAUUCCCCCACAAAAUCUUCGAACGCGCCAACGUCUACCACAUCGAUCUUGACCGAGAGGUUCCAGUUCAUUCAAAGGAAGAUAAAGUGCCCUACGUUUCUGACUGGUCGAUGAACACUUGGGUUAUCGUCCACGCGGGCAUUCCACUACUCCUCCAUCAACUAUACGUGUACCUUACUGGGGAAAACUUCGGGCCAAUCGUCGCAUUCGGUUUUUACUACUAUGCGUCAAGGGUAUUCACGACUAGGGAGCUGCGCAACAUGAAAGAGUUGGGACACAAAUAUGGGUUCCUGGACGGGGAUAAGCAUGAGCGAGAUGGUGUGCCUGAUGAGGGUGUCUCCAAGGCCCUGACAUCAGUCAUGCUUGCGGGCUUAGUGCGCCCAUUGAUGACGGUUUACCUUACCUAUCAGACGAGCAAAGCGCCUAUAUCAUUAAGCUGGCAAUCACUUCCUCUGGAGGUCAGCUUAUAUGGUAUCGUUCUCGACUUCUGGUUCUACUGGUACCAUCGCAUCAUGCACGACGUCAACGGACUAUGGAAAUAUCAUCGUACACACCACUUGACGAAGCAUCCGAAUCCCUUGCUCACAAUCUACGCUGACUCGGAGCAAGAAUUCUUCGAUAUCGCGGGUAUUCCCAUCAUGACCUAUCUUACGAUGAAGUUCUUGGGACUCCCAAUGGGCUUCUACGAAUGGCACAUUUGCCAACUAUACGUCAUGUUCGCGGAGUUGGCAGGGCACAGUGGUCUCCGUCUUCAUGCGUCGCCACCAAACCCUCUCACCUGGCUCAUGAGGAUUUUCCACGCGGAGCUUGUUAUUGAAGAUCAUGAUCUUCAUCAUCGCAAAGGUUGGAGGAAGAGCCAUAAUUAUGGCAAGCAAACGCGCGUGUGGGACCGAGUGUUCGGCACCUGCAGUGAUCGAAUCGAGAGCGUAAGCGAGAAUGUCGACUAUGAGAAUACGAUUUGGAUGUCACUCUAUUAG
Molecule: messenger RNA, 1047 nt
Organism: Penicillium subrubescens
Lineage: Eukaryota; Fungi; Ascomycota; Eurotiomycetes; Eurotiales; Aspergillaceae
Product: sterol desaturase family protein
Exons: 1
Coding region: 1-1047 (348 amino acids)
Biological process (GO): ergosterol biosynthetic process
Molecular function (GO): C-4 methylsterol oxidase activity; iron ion binding
Source: RefSeq, a predicted model, not a curated record